This is a messenger RNA of Ostrea edulis (European flat oyster), 8795 nucleotides long. RefSeq lists its product as uncharacterized. Lineage: Eukaryota; Metazoa; Mollusca; Bivalvia; Ostreida; Ostreidae. The record is from RefSeq and is a predicted model, not a curated record. Bases 7089 to 8066 code for a protein of 325 amino acids. The transcript has 2 exons.
UCACCUAUACCGAACUCAAAUUCUCCCGAUUACAACCAUUUUACUCCAUGCAAAACACAGUGUGAUGUAAAGUCAUUUCACAGGGACAAUGGACACUUAAGUCUGGACAAUUUUACCUGACCCAGUGAUACACAUAAUGGGAGUGUACCGAUUGGACCCCCCAAUCACCAGGUAAAUAUCAGGUAUCCCCACUCACAGGGGGAAAAAAUGUCACAGGAUUAUAAAAAUACAUAUCUCUAAUGCAAGGUAAUUACAGCUUGUGUUUUACUUCUUCUGAUGAGGCCUACAGUCAACCUCUGAGGUUAGGAAUGACUUUAUGAGCUGUUUACUGCAGUAGUUAUGAUCGGAUUUCAGGAAAUGGACAUAGAAUUCACGCAAUUUCUUCUGGCGUAAUUAAAUCCGUAAGUCGGUAUGGCAAAACAUGACUAUAUGUUACCUAUUACUGUAGGACUAUAGUAUCUAUUUACAUCAGAUUGUAAACAAUUUCUGUGAUAAGUAUCAAACUAUGCAACUUAAUUUCACGGGGAAAAUAAUUUUCAGCCAAAAAAUUACUUUUAUAAAUAAUUUUUCUUUCAAGACAAAAUAAAAAUGAUUUCAUUAUAAUGCUAUUCUUUUAUUGUAAAGAAUGUCCCGUCUUUCAUAUGUGUAUUCAGCUAUGUCAGGAAUUUUUGAACAGAAGAAAAUUGUCUCCUAGACAACUGAGUGAAUGCAAAUUCAACUACAAGAGAAAUAUCCACACACUCAGAAACAUUGCAAAUGAAUGCUAUUUGGACGAACAAGAUAACAGGGAAAACAAAAUCAUUAAUAAAAGCCUUUCUUUUUCAAAAUGGGAGGUUUUUAAUAACCAAUUCAUCCACAGAAAGAAAUACAUGUAGAUUAAAAUAUCCCCAAGAUACUGCCGUCUCUAAGAAACAUUCUAUCAAGACAGAAAUCUUUGCUGUUCAAGAUAAUGAAAGAAAUAUAAAUUUUGCUUAAAUUUUAUAAAAUAGACUUUUGACUAUAUAUCUAUAAAAUCAAAGAAUUAAGUGAUGCCAAAAAUGCCAAAAACAAAAUCAAGAAAAAAAUUCAGAAUUUUUGCUCUUAUUUUCUGAUAUAUUGAGAUCUUUCUUUUGAUUUAUGUUAGCUUUUCUUAUUUCUCUUAAUAAACAUUUAUUAUGUCAUUCAUUAUGAUUUUUGAUGAAUAAGUCCCUGUUUUAUCAGAUCCUUUGUUCUUAAUAGAGAAAUGAGAAGUGCCAAAAUGCUGACAAAACUUGCUAUGAUAUUAUUCAGUGCAAUGCUUUGAUGGAGGUAAUUUGAGUGUGGUACAUGAUAUCAGGCUGCCUUCUGGUAACGGUCCAGAAAUGCAGCCAUUUAAACCACUGGACUAAGGACACAGUAUAGCGAAUACAUCUUAUUAUUCAUAUAUUUCACAUUUUUAAACAUUUCUCUUUUUAUUUACAGUUUUUGUAUUAAAUUAUAAACAAAAAAUCAAAAACCUAAUUCACAUAGUUUUUUUUAAAGAAAACUAUACUUCAUUCCAAAGUUCUGAAUUAUACUUCUAAAAAAAAAAGCCCACUUUCCUUUCCUCAAAAUUGACUUUAAAAGUAAAAAAAAAAGAUGCAAGACUUGUCAAUCGCUUUCAGGAGUUUGAGAAUACCAGUAAUUGCAUGGUGCUGUUGUCUUGUCCAUAACAAUUCUACUACAAUUUUACACUAAUUAGUACUACAGCUUUCAAGCUUUAAUUCAAAAAUAUUUCAAGGAAUUGGUCAGUAAUUUAAGAAACAAUUUGAAAGGAAAAUUGAAGAAAUCCAUCAUCAUAAAUUAAAAUAGGAUAAAGCUUUUAAAGAAAUUCAUCAUCAUGAAUUAAAAUAGGAUAAAGCUUGAUGUGCAUUUCAUUCUCUGCUCCAUCUCAGUACAAACAGAUGAGCUGGAGUGAAAUGGGGGGGGGGGGGGGGGGGAAGUAAGAGAUAAUAAUCAAAAUAACACCUGGUUGUUAUAACAAACAAAAAUAAAUAUGAGUGUGUGGGCGUGAGGAAACAUAUAGCUCAGUAUUGAGAAAAAUUUCUUUAAUUUCAAUAUUCAGCACUACUAACAACCAUAUACGAUAUCAGUCUCCUUCCACCUAUAUGUAUAUUUAUUUUUUGUAAUUCUCCCUUUGGUCUUUUUUGUAACACUUUUAAGUUAAUUAGCGCCUUUAAUGCAGUAUCAUUUUCCCACCCUUGGUAAGUGUUGUUAAGGAGAGCUUCCUUGAAGUUGGAACUUAAUCUACUAGAUCAUAUCCCACUCCAACUGUGAAUCUAAUGCACACUUCAUCAGCAUCCAACAAGCUCAGAUGCUAAAUCAGCCUCGUGUCUUUUUAUCUGCAUUUUUUUUGACAAAUGAGGGUGUCUUCCCCAGUGUCUGGGGCUGGGAGAUUGAUCACCUCUCUGUGUCCUCCGCCAGACCCCACUCCCAACACCUGCCAGUCCAGGUAAUCUUUCACCUGUGUGACGACAUCCUUAUGGAAUGCAUGUCAUUUUUUAUUCCUGAUGCAAGGCUGGCUUAUGUAGUCAGUUAUAUCAGGUAACAGACUGCAGGGGGUACGAUUUCAAGAAAAUCCAUAUUUUAUUUUACUUACUACAAUAAAGAAUCGAAGUCCAUGUAGUGAUCCAACAACUGCCAAUAAAAUGCCAUUGAAAGUUGUAAUUUCCAAUUGGCUAAUUGAUGAACAGGAAAUGUUUAAAAUUUGACAUUUUAAAUGAGUUUUUCUGUAGAUAUUAAUGUCUAAACUGCAGGCAGUGUUCAUUUCAUAACUCAAUAAUUUGUAAAAUGUGUCACAAAAAAAUGUGAAUUUUCCAGACAACUGUGAUCUCAAAUUGUGGUUCCUAAAUUCAAUGAUAGACAUGCAAAUAUGCCUACAGAAAGGUUUCUGCAGCAAGUUGAUUGCCACACAUGUAUUGGAUUUAAACACAUGCUUAACAAACAUGCAAUGUCAAAAUGUACCAGUGCAUGCAAUAGCUAUGUCAUUUCAAAAUAUUAUGAGGAAGAGCCAUUUAUUUAAUUUUUUUUUUUACAAUAUCUGAAAAUAAAAUUGAAAGAAAAUUGUUAAAAACCCAUCAAAACACCAAACAAAUAAUUCAUAUUUUAUGUUCUCAUUAAUCUAUUAUCUUUUUAUUUAUUAAUUUAUUUUCUUUUGAUCUAUUUUGCAAAUUCCCAUAAAAGAACUACCAUAAAACUCCAAAUUAUCUUUUUUUUCUCCUUUGAUUAUCAUAUCAAUAACUAUUGUAACCACAUCGGAAGCCAUUCUGGUAUUUCACACAAAUUCUACCUUUAUUUACGUUUUAUUAGUUCCGGUUUAAUAUUGACAUUACCCAUGCACAAAUAAGUAAACUGUGUCUCUUAAACAUAGCAAAUUGUCCCGCAAAUACAAGCGGGACUCACACUUUCAUGUAUAAAUUCGAAGUAUUCUUCGUCUUAUCCAAAAAUCGAUCAUAUAUAUGUAGCAAAUUGUGACUAUUACCCACGUGAGAACUAGAAAACAGAAUUCACACCCACGGAAACAUCAAAGCAACACAUCAACAAUAAGCAGCAAUAAAUGCCCUGUACUUGUUUGCUAAAUUCAUUAUUGUUUUGAUACUUCACACACAAAAAACCUAAUAAGCAGUAUAUGUUAGUCCAUUAAAUCAAUUCCAAAUCGAACAGCAGAGGUGAGAAAUAAAGUCUUCUGGCUACCGAUGGCCUGGUGUCGACACGAGUUUUAUUAACGCACAGAAUAACUACAAAUCACAGCCAUAAUACAUAAAAUACUAAGUUAAUUACACUGCAUAUAGACAACAAACGAUCUAAAACAUACUAUGUCACACACAAAACUUUGAACUAGCCAAAAAUAUGAAAUUUUCAAUUUGUAAAUAAUAUCAAUGGCAGUCUUUCUUUUUUAAAUCGGAUGGCGUUUUAAAUAAAAAAAAGUGAAAUGUCAACAUAAUUAAUAUAACUCAAUUUAUAAUGAUACAUGUAUAUAAUGUAUAUUUCAUAUAAUUUAUGUUCUAAAGUGACUAUAUGCAGUAGUAAUGCGCCAAGGGACUUUAUUUUCUUUGAUCAAAGCACCAUAAUACUACAUGAAUACUCAAUGUGUUUUGGAAGUUCCUUAUAAAAGUAUUUCCAAAUGGGAGUUGCAGAAAAGGUCUGAAUAGUUCACCUUAAAUGACCUCAUUCCCUGUUCACAAUGAUAACAGGGGCAGUCCUUUACUGCAUGCAGUUGUCUCUGAUGUGACCCAGAGAUUUCUACAUGUUUGUCCAGGAAAGCCGGAUGUUAUCAGCAACCCACAGACAAAUUACCUGACGAUGCCCGAUUUACGAUAAGUCCAGACGGAAUUCUGUGUCAGUGAUGAGACUGUCAAUGACAACAGACCCAGGGAACUCUAGACUGGUUCCUCUGUAUUGGCUGGGACUGAUAAAAAUGUGGCCCCUGCACUGUGGUUGGCAUUCAGGGUAUACGCGGAGUCCGCUGUGGUGCCCGCUGCGUGGAUGGAUGUUUAUGUGGUGGUCGAUAAGCUGUGGUUCCCUACUGAGCUGUAAUCUGGUGAUACCCACGUAACACAGGAAAGCCACUUCCCACAAAUAUCAAUUUAUCUUCCCCUGAUAAAGUUGACAUGAAAAUUUUUGUGUAAAGUGUAUUUAUCGAUGAGACAAAAGCAAGAUUCAAUAGACGUGGAUAAAUUCUUGUUUUAAAUAUUUGUGACUUUUCAACACAUUAACAGCCAUGUGACGUAGACCCUUAAAAAAACUCUGUCUGCAUCGCAGCUGACAUUUAAACUCUUUUCUUCUCAAUCUGUACCCUGUGACAAAAACAAGCAUUCCAGAAGGACCAAAUUUACCAAAUAUAUUUAAUUAAGAAAUAGCUGAGGUUUGACUGGUUCUGUUGCACCACUGUUUUGUAAUGUGCCGUAACCCUAUUGACUUGACUCUCGAUCCACAGACCACUACGUAGUAACUAUAGCAAAUGUCUGGUUAUCUUGGAACGUCCUGAAUAUCGCCAACUCCUGGUCCUCAGAAUUCUUGUUCCUCAUGAUUGUUGCUGUGAUCGAGGUGGGGGUGGGGCGAUACAAACACAGAUGACUUAUUACAGGUUUCUUCCUGUAAUUUCAUAAUAGUCUUUAUAUCAUUGGGUAAUAAAUCAGUUUAUUUCUCUCCUUUAUCUCUUUGUUCUUUGAGGACAUAGCAACCAGUAAUUCUGAAAAAUGAUCUACUAGCAAUCUACACAUUGAAACUGCACUUAAAAUUGUGCAAUCAGAUUUGCAGAUGUCAAAAUUGUAAUAAAUAAAUGCAAAAAAUUCUCCAGAAUUUUUUUAAUAAUUUAACAUUAAUUCUUGAAAAAAAAUUUGAAAACACACUUUGAAAAUAAUUGUUACAAAUAUUUGGGGAGUUUAUAAUCCCCAAUUUAGAAUACUUUUGGUAUUUACAAUAAUUAAAACACUGACAAAUGGGGUUUUUAAAAUGUUUUUAAUUAAAGUUGUUAAUGUUAAUAGGUGUGACCCUGCUAAACUUCCACUAACAUUAAAAUUCGGAUUCACACGUAACACGAUUCUGAUUUACACGUAACAGGUCUAAAUGUGGUGUAUUGGUGUUACAUGGUUACCCAGAUCAAAGAAAUACAGGCUAAUGUGUCGUUAUGGAUACAGUCUUUUGGCAGACCAGAUUCAUUCUUAAUUUAUAAAUAUGUCGAAAAUAACUGUCUGACAUUGAUAGAAGCUAAUGAACCAAAAAAAAAAAAAUUACUCAAAUAUAUAUACAAUGAAUUUAUCUCAUCUGAAAGGUUUAAAAGUUUCUGAUAAAAAAAUUCUAAUACAUGAUAUUUAACUAUUGAAAACUUCAAUACAAGACUGUAUCUAUUUUUUAUCAAAAAUAUUUCCCUGUAAAUCAAAACUUUUGUCAGGUUGGUGUAAGAACAAGGGUUGAAUGAAUUUACAAACAAGCCAGAUUUUAUUGACUCUGUCCCUACACUGUAGUUCCCUUUUCUGUGUGAGAAAUUUAUGACAUUGUUGCAGGCCCUUCAUUCCAAAAGCUCUGAGCAAUAAUUACAGUUUGGACUGAAAAAAUAUUGUUACAACCCCCCCAAUUAUCUACUGGUGUCAAACGCCCUGAACAAAUUGCUGUGAAGUUCAACAAGGCAUUUUAAAGUCAAAUAAGGUCAAAUUCUAAAAGCAGACCUUUAUCUCACUGUUCUUUAACAAAAUCAAGAUUUCCUUUAAUAAUUCUUUAAAAAUGAAAAAGAAAUCUGCUUAUUUAAAGAUAUAAAGUGGACUUUCCUUCUCGUUCAUUCGAGAUAUAUCUCUUAUUUUAACAUACUGCAGAACUUGUCUCAUAUCAAAUUAAAAUGCCUUGACAGGGUAUUUUCUUAAAGAAAUCCAUGUUUCUUUUUAUCUUUCUCCUUUGAUCAGUUUCAUCUACAAAAACAUGACAUAGCCCCAAGCACUGGAUUGCAGAUAGAAUUUCUUAUUUGCAUAUUUAAAAGAUACAUAUCACCAAAUAUCAAAGCCAAGACUAAUUUUCCCCAAACAUUCUAUAUUACAUAAUUCAUCAAUUUCACAAAAAGACAUUCAAAAUUUAUGCAGGCUUAAAAAGUGCUGAAACAUUUAUCUGCUUGAUAUCUAAGAAAACCUGAUAUCUAGUAAAUUGCCCAAUAAAAUUUCUCUGAUACAAUAGUUACAUAACAACAAUGAUCAGAAACUCAUAAAUAACUAAAAAUGCCUUGGACAGAUAACAAGAUCAAAUAUAAUCCCAUUUCUUCCCUCUUAAUUGACCUGUUUAUCAAGACUAACCACUCUCCAUAAUCAAGGUAGAUAACUGCUAAGAUCAAAGAGAGGGGAGCUCCUGCAACACAGUGCCUCAACACCCCUGUACUAUUAGGACUUGUGACAUAAGCACAGCUGUUGAUAGCCCCUGAAGUUAUGGAGUGGACCUGUUUUCACAGGUACUUCCCAAAAUUGACCAGGUCCUGAUAAUGAGAGCAAUGCCAACAGAACUUCCUACUCUGAGAGUACUCUAGUGAAUGAAUUGGACACCACUACCACUGCCUGACCUCUCAGUAUGGCGAAAAAGUACAGGAGGAACUCUUACAAAAGCCACUCAGCAUGACCGACACAAUGACUGUGAACUAUCUGUUCUUCCUCGGAAUCCUCAUUCCCUGCAUCAUCACCAUCGCUCUUUUCAUUGUGUUCAUCUAUUGCAUGCGAAAAUUUAGGAUCCGCAGAGAAAUUAUGACCAAGAAGCAUGAUCCACAUGGGCGGUUGCGGAAACUCCACGGGGCAUAUGCUCCUCCACCUCCUCCUCUUCCACCAAUGUGGAGCAGACAGUCAGUGCAAUUCAAACAGAAGGACAGGUUAAUAAGUGAGCAAGACAAUGAAGCAUAUGAUGAGACAGGUGAAUUAUCGCCUGACCAGCCGGGCAAUCAUCAACUUUACCAAACGUGUAAUGAUAGUGGGAUGUCUGAUCUCAGUGAACAACAGUAUCGAUAUGAAAGAGAGCGUCCUUAUUCCCAAUCCUCCACCGAUUCGGAGGAUUCCGGAUUUCGUAGUUCCAGAUCUGGACAAUAUCUACAUAGUGCACAAAAUAGCAAUACUCAAGACAUGCCUCUGUUUAAACCUAUAAAAUCUCACAGAGAGAGUUUAUCUGUGCAUCCGGGAUGUUCAUCCAAACAACCCAGCCCAAGUCAUCGAUCAAAUUCAAAAUGUGACUUUUGUCGAAGUUCUAGUCGACAGUGUAAGCAUAAAAACAGUCGUCCCUCCUCCAGGAGGAAAGCUUGCGAAAAGUCCUCAUCCGCCAUUCAUCAAACCCCAUCACCAACAUGUACAAAACUUGAUCCUGUUACCAUGACAUUUGUUAGCAACUCCUCUCCGUCUGCCCUAGAUCUCCUACCACCUCUACCCACCUACAGAAAAAGCUCACCAGAAGCUAUAGAUCUGCAGCAAAUAGAGACAGAUGUUAAACUCAGCCAUAUUCCUUCAAUUUCGCAGCAGUGUCGACCAUUGACAAUGACCACUGCUAUGGUGCACACUCCUCUCCAUCACUACACGGACAACACUCCCAGAAUGUCAUAUUCUGUUGUGUAAAACCUGCUCUGAGAGUGUUGUAUUUUGUUGUGUGAACCUUGCUCCCAGAAUGUCGUAUUCUGUUGUGUGAAACUUUCGAUGGAGCAUUAGAUGGAAUACUGUGAUAGAGAAUGGAGUGUUUGUAUACUGCGCUUAUCGUAGAAGAGGAUUAAUAUUUUGGUGAGGCGAUCCUUGUGCAAUUUUCAGACAGGAUGUAUCCAUUUAGCUUAAAAAGCAAGUACAUGCUGUUGACACUAUUUAUUUGUGUGAAUCUGUGAACUACAGAUUUAAAAAUGAAAAUCAAGAAAUCCCUAUCCUAAUUCUGACCUCUGGAAAUCCGCAAGGAAAACAGGAAAAGUCGCAUUCCCGAAAGCAGGACCAAGUCUGUGAUAUCCGAAAAAUGUCUGACCUAGCUACUUCCCAUUGUUUGUUUCUAAAAUAUUUCGUUUCCUGUACAAGAUUUUUUGAUGUGCAAAUGCAUUUAAAGUGUAAAUUAUUGUUUAGACAAUCAAAAUACUGCGAGUUUAAUUGGUGUUCAGUGAACCUCCUUGUUUAUGAAGACAAUGAACGAGAGGAUUUUUGCACAUCGACAGAGAAAAACAGGGAAUGGAGCUGGGUGAUUGUGAUGCAUGGCACAACAGUAAUGAAUGGAAAAUAUAUUUUUCAUAAUUUCUAUGUUGAUUAUUUAAAAGAAGAAGAUAUCCUUGCUUCUCAUAAGAAGCGUGAAAUAAAUAAGAAAAAGAAAUGUUA